UAGUGUGUGCGCACAGGAGCUGAGCUUCUUGGCUGACCUGCUCCUCUUACGCCCCUGCUGGUUCUCCUCUCGGUGGGCUCCGGGAUGCUUCAUGGUGUUUGUGCCAUCUAGGGUUUUCCGCUGUUCUAUUGCAGCCUUUCCGACACAGAGACUCUACAUCUACUCCAUCUACGCGCUCUCUGGACGAGCAAGUCGCCUCUGAAAUAUUAACGAUAAACUCUCAACUUUGUUGCUUUGGAUUUUUCCGUUUCCUUUUGAAAGAAUUCCUGCUUUCUGUUCGGAUAACUACUUUGGAUAUUGCAACCAUUCCAAGGACGAGGAUUCGAUUAGCGGGGAGCAGACAGGGGGGGAAGACCUGUUUGUGCGAAUGUAGCGACUUUUCCGGCGAGGAAAUACACUGACAACUGCAGCGAGCUGGUUAUUUUUACUACAAAAAGAAUGCUGUGAAGCUCCAUGUCGCAGCUUGGCUUCCGGCUAAAAAAGCGCAGAUUUAACGCAGCAUCUGCUGGUGCGGGGAGAGAAAAAAACUCGUCUGGAGCGAGAGAAGGAGCGAUAUGCGGUCGGCGGGCGCCUGGUUUUGCGGUUCUUCUGGAAUUAGUGGAGGAAUGGAAAGGGAGCGGCUGUAAGGCUGAAACCUUGAGAAGGGGGGGAAAAAAAAGGAGUUCUGUGUUUGGCACGUAAUGGAUCAUUAUCCACCGGUGCAGGUAAAAGAUUGAACGGAUGAGGCGGAGGACGUCUUCCCCGGCACAAACGCACACAAAUAUUGUAGCAUUCAUCUGCGGGGGGAGGAGGACCUGCGACUCACUGUUGCCCAAAGGAGAAAUUCAAGGCGGCUUGAAAAACCAAAACAAGACAAAUACAGCCAAGAAGAUGCAAAGCGGACUUGGACCCUAUAUUUCUCAAAUGAAUCAAUAUGUGUUUGGAUACCUGACCUGAUCAAACAGCAGAAGCCUGUGUUUGGCCGAGUGUUCCUCCUGCUCUCUGAGAGUGAAUGUGAGGCCUGGAGGAUUUUCUGAGGGACCAUAUGGCACAAUACACCACAAUAUAGGUUCCUUUAAAUGAGGUAACAUGGACAAAGUGGUCAUCUGCCUCCUGAUUCUGGGAACCGCUAUGACAACGGUCCAUGCAUGUCCCAAAUACUGCGUCUGUCAGAACCUCUCGGAGUCUCUGGGUACCUUGUGCCCCUCAAAAGGUCUGCUUUUUGUUCCACCGGACAUAGACCGGAGAACUGUAGAGCUCCGGUUGGGAGGCAAUUUCAUUCUCAAGGUCACCACUCUGGACUUUGCCAACAUGACAGGUCUGGUGGAUCUCACUUUGUCUCGCAACACCAUCAGCAGCAUCCAGCCUUUUUCCUUUAUCGAUCUAGAGACAUUGAGGUCACUGCACCUUGACACCAACCGGUUGACUGAACUGGGAGCGGAUGACCUACGAGGGCUGAUCAAUCUGCAGCACCUGAUCCUCAACAACAAUCAACUAAAUCAAAUCUCAGAUUCAGCUUUCGAUGAUUUACUGCUGACUUUGGAGGAUUUGGAUUUGUCUUACAACAACCUGCGCAGUGUGCCUUGGGAGGCCAUCCGUAAGAUGGUCAACCUGCAUCAGAUGAGUCUGGACCAUAACCUCAUCAUCUUUAUUGCUGAGGGGACUUUUACAGACCUUGAAAAACUGGCUCGUCUGGAUCUGACAUCCAAUCGCCUCCAGAAGCUUCCUCCAGACCCGAUCUUUGCACGGUCCCAGAGCAGCAUGGUGAUGAGUACACCUUAUGCACCUCCACUCUCUCUGAGCUUUGGUGGAAACCCACUGCACUGUAACUGUGAGGUACUGUGGCUGCGAAGGUUGGACCGUGAGGAUGAUAUGGAAACAUGUGCCUCUCCAGCCAGUCUAAAGGGGCGCUACUUUUGGUCUGUCCGUGAGGAGGAAUUUGUUUGCGAGCCCCCACUGAUCACUCAGCAUACGCACAAAUUGCUGGUGCUGGAGGGCCAAACAGCUAGUUUGCGUUGCAAAGCAGUCGGAGAUCCAAUGCCAACUGUGCAUUGGGUUGCUCCAGAUGAUCGUUUGAUUGGGAACUCCUCAAGAGCCACUGUAUAUGAAAAUGGCACCCUUGACAUAGCAGUCACCACAUCCAAGGACUAUGGCAUUUUCACUUGCAUUGCUGCCAACGCCGCAGGGGAGUCUACUGCCUCCAUCGAGCUAUCAAUCAUUCAACUGCCCCACAUCACUAACAGUACUAAUCGUACUACACUGCCAAAAUCAGGACUUUCAGACAUCACCAGCUCUACUAAGAUAGGUAAAGGGGAGCCAAAGCCUCCUCCAGAAAAGGUGGUUUCUGUAUCUGAAGUGACUGCCAUCUCUGCUUUGGUCAAGUGGACCGUAAGCAAAUCAACUCCAAAGGUCAAAAUGUUCCAGCUUCAGUACAACUGUUCUGAUGAUGAAGUUCUCAUUUACAGGAUGAUUCCCAGGACUCACCGGGCCUUCGUAGUCACCAACCUGGUGCCGGGAAUGCAGUAUGACCUGUGUGUUCUGGCCAUUUGGGAUGACACCGCAACCACUCUCACUGCCACCAAUAUUGUUGGAUGCAUCCAGUUCGUCACCACGGAAGAUUACCCACAAUGCCAGUCUCUGCACAGUGGAUUUAUGGGUGGCACCAUGAUUCUGGUCAUUGGUGGCAUUAUUGUUGCGACUCUGCUGGUCUUUAUCAUCAUCCUUAUGGUGCGCUAUAAGGUAACCAGUGGGAUUCAAACCAGUAAAUUACCCACCGUAAGUAACACAUACUCCCAGACAAAUGGGGGGGUAAACAGGUUCAAUGGAGCCCCACCACAGGUCAAGUCCACAGUAGUGGUCAUGCGUGAAGAAAUGGUGGAGUUUAAGUGUGGAUCCCUCCAGAGUAGCCUUUCUUCAUCAUCAUCGUCCUCUAACUCGUUGGACAGCCAAACAGGAAGAGGAGCAGGCUAUAAUGCGCAGACCAGCGAAUGCAGCAACCUGCCAAGUACCAAGUUUAGGAGGCAUGUGCACGGCACUAAGGCUCGGCAAAACCUGGACCAACUUCUAGGGGCCUUUACGUCACUAGAGCUACGGGGUGCAGCAAAGGACCACCAAGGAGCUUCUGUCUCCUCGUCCUCUGCUGUUGCCAAUCCCAUGACAACAGUGGCUGUGGCACCACCAUCUGACAAAGAACCCCUGCUUGGGAGGGCUGAGUCCACAACAAUGCUGGGGCGUCUCCUUGGGUUUCAACAUGAGGAUAAACCCAAGAGGAGUCACUCAUUCGACAUGGGGCAUGUCGGGGCAGUGCAGUGUCGCAGCAGUCAGCCACGUAGGAUCAGUAACAUCUGGACUAAACGCAGCCUGUCUGUUAACGGCAUGCUUCUGCAGUACGACGACAGUGAGGAUGAGAAACCCACUUUUGAGAGCUCUGAGUGGGUUAUGGAGAGCACAGUCUGAGUCUAUGACCAAACAAUAGAUCUAUAUUAAAAACUAAAGAAACAUGAACACAGCGGGAUGUUCUGUAUGAACUUCAACCAUGUGAAUACUGUUCAAAUGAUUAUGCGACAAAACUAAAGCUGACUGUCCAAGAUUGAAACUCUUGACUAUAUUUGAAUAAUGUUCCAUUCUGAAUCAACUGGAGAAAUUACCUAUAUGGAAAAACUAUCUACAGAACGAUAAGAUACUCAUACUGGAUUUACGUCUUUAAAGGAACUGAACUCUAUGAGGACUUACUUCAGCUGUGAUAACCUAGAUCACACGUUUCAGACUCAAAGUGGAAAUGUUCCAGCUGUCGAAAGAGGGGGACCACAGGAGCUAGUAUAGUAGAAAAUUAAAACAAACUCAUUUUUAUUUUCAUGUUCUUUUUUUAAUCAUUUUUACUAUUUAUUAUUUCAGGUGAUUCGCCAGAAGAAAGACUCACCUCAAAACAUUAAAAACAGGUUUACACAGGAUGUACCAACUCUCAUGUUGCCAUUUUAUACCCCUAUUUUCCCUCAGCAAUUGCAAAUUUAUCAUCAUCUUCAUCAUCAUUAUCAUUUUCUCAGGUUAUGCAUGAGGUGACCGUAUGAGAAACAAAACAAAUGCUAACUUAAAACACAGGCUGUGCUUGUACUCAAGUUUGUAAAAGUGUUUUUUGGUUUUUUUUUAGCAAUCAGUAUCUUAGACGCAGCACACAGCAGGCAGUGAUCUCAUCUUGAGAAAUCAGAGGAACUCAAAUUGGGAAAUUAAGCUAACAGCUAAUUAGAGCAGGAACCACUCAAAACCAAAUGUAUGGAGUCUAAAACAACUCAGUCAAAUCAAUCCUAUUAGUUUAAGCUUCAAGUACCUUUUGUAUGAAAUUGUCAUUUGGACACCGUUUGGUUUUCUUAACCAAAUUGUGUCUAUAGAAGUGUGUAUGCCCUAUACAUGGUGGGUCGAAUAGCCAAGCUGUGAAUCACUGCUUCUCUGUAUUGAUGGGUCCCAGUGGAAGUAGCUUUGGUAGCUUUUUGGAUAUGUCCCAAGACGGAAAAAGCCCCUUGCCAGGAUUUGCUGUAAAUGCUAAAUCUUACAGCCGUCUUGAGGAUUCCUAACAACCUUGGGGCUCUUGUUUACAAGUCAGGGUACAACUGAGGAAUAGAUUUACUUUGUGGAUGAGACCAGCAUCUGCUGAAUGUGAUGUGGACACUGCAUCAGUAAAUAGCGAUAAAGAGAGAACUGAGCUGAAGGAUAAAGCUUUCAAUUUGCACGCCAAUAUAUGUUCCAUCACUCGGUUAAGGUCAUUAGUUGUGGGUAAUAAGCCAUCUGUAAGUGCAAUUGGAUGGAAUUAGCUUCUUUAGGAGGGCUGGAUUCUCAUAAGGAAAGGGUGUGAAGGUGCUCAUAUUAGAGUCCCAGUUUCUCAAUAUUGACAAGGUAAUUUGGGUAUUGCCAUCUGAGCCAAACUGGAAGAGCCCCUUCCACAGAUCUGCUGGAGAGAUUACAUUUUACAACUGUCACUUGAACCCCUCAGAGAAAUCACCAAAUGAGGUGAAAGAAGUAGCUGAGGGGGAGCUAGGUCUGGAGAUCUCAGUUUUAUAAGAUACUGCUUCAAGUAAAGUAGUUUAACUAUCCUAGUUGUUAAGAUGUAGGAGUAAAACAGAGGAAGAGAUCUGAUUGUUGGACUGGAGGGACAUCUACAAUACAAACACUGUACCAGCCUGCAUUGGUGACAAAAGAAAUGAGGCAAGACUCCUCAACCUACCCGUCAGUGGACAUGAAAUCCCUUGGCUAGACUCAUGAGUGUGGGGAUUGAGCUAAUGAAAUAAAGUAUGAAUUAAAGUAGCUAAAAUGACCUCUCUCAGCAGUGGGACUGGACUCCUAAAUAGAAAAAGAUCCACUUUUGGAAGGCAGUCAGAGAUGGGGCUUCUUUGCAUUGGCAGGGAGUCAACUGAAGUGGUUUUGGUAUAUAGAAAGGAAACCUGUUGAUCUUCUGACCAAAAGAGGCUGGAUAGAUAAUCUCCCAUUUUAUUUAGUGUCCCCCAGUUGAGGUGAGGCAAGGGCCUUCUGGCAAAAUCCAUUUUCUAUUGUAUCCUUGCUGGUGAGUGGAGAGAAAGUGUUUGAUGAGUAAGAACAUUUUAUGUAAAAGUAGAUGACUCAACAGAGUGCUUAACUUGCAAUGAAAGUUUUAAAUUUAAGUUCAAGGUUCAGCGUGUGAAAUUAGCUCUGGAAGAAGCUGUUAGCUUGAUUUCACAAUAAUUUAUUCCCCCUCAAUUCUCAAUAUUCAGAUCACUCCGGCUUCAGGAAAGAUACUGACAGCAAAUACUUAUUCUACCUGCCCCCCCACCUAGUUGGUCUCCAAGGAGACAAUUAUAACGUUUGUCCAGCUCAGGUUGAAAUCCUGCUUUGCAAGUAAUUUGAUUAUCUGGUGCUGGUUUGCAGGAGUCCCUGCAGACCAACGGCUCAUUGAUGUGAACGUUGUUUCCCUAAGAGUGUGGUUUCAGCUACUAUCAGCACAAAUUACUGUAGCCAAAUGCAAAUAGUGUUUUAAAUUCAUCAAGCCCUUUUAAUCAUUUGCCCAAAGCAGCCAACAGCAUGAUCUAUCACCGGAUUCUGAAACUCUUCAGGCAACAAAAACAAGAAAGCAUGAUAAUUACUCAUUUAGCCAGGUUAAACGGAGGAAUUUGUCAUUUAUUGGCUGCAUAAAGGUCACUAUGCUGCUCAUGAGAGGAUUUUAUUUGGAAAAAUGGGAAGAGUGAUGACUUUUAGGGAGCCAAUAAGUUGCAAAGCCUGGGAAUUUAUUUCACCACGUUGCAUGAUACAAAACCUAUUUUGAUUAAUGUGUUUACGUGACUUGAUUCACCUGAGGAACAAUUCAUCUGUUAUUCUCCUUCAUACAGGGCUGUACAUUGCAGUAAGAUACUUAAAAAUUUGUUACUUUUCAGAUCACUGCCUAAAGUUAGCUGCAUCAUCCCUGUGUUUUAAUGCCUUUAUCAGUAUUCUGUGGGACUCUGCUGCAUUUCAAAAAUGUUGGGUGAUCAUCAUUUCCUUUUCCUCCUACAGUAGAUGUACUGUUCUGUAUAUUGGUAUAUUUUUUUGUACAAUACCUGGGUGAGAAUGUAAGGGGGUAGGGUGGGGACUGUGCAGUAGUAAUUCUAUUUCCAUGUGAAGCAAACGGCGAGAAGGUGCUUUACUGUGGUGUACCAACAAAAGGUGGUUGUUGGUUGGCUUACUGAAGGGGAUUUUACAUGAUGUUUCAAGAGCGGUGGACUGGACAUUGUUAAGUGUUUGAAUCAACAACUAAAGUGCAUAUUUGCUCUUAAUGUUACCUUUACACUGACAGUUUUGUGUUUGCUUCCCCGUCACAUUUAUAAAGUCAAAUGAUUGUUUUAUUUAUUUUUUCCCCUAGCUAAGCUUGACUUCCAAUUUGUCAUAAUUAUAUUUCUGUAAAAAAAAAAAUUCUGACAACUCACAUAAACAAAAUUUGUGCAUCAUUAUUUUUUGAGAUUUGUUUUAUCAUAAAUAAUUAUAAUAUAGAUAGUAAUAAAAAGCAUUAGUGUUUUUUAUCGUUCACAAGUUAUGAAUCACUAGAAGAAAAGUGAAUGAGUAUUCAUAUAUAUCAGUACUUAAAAAUUGCUUUUGUUUAACAAAACAAUCUUAAAGACUAGUUUUAAAAGCGUUCCCACAAGUUAAAACUAAAAUAAUGCACUAACAUUUUGAGCUAAUCUUAAAAUAGAACAUCCAUAUUCACUUACCACAUUUUUAUCUCUCGUCUAGAAAAUGAAUGUAGGUUAUGAUGGAAUAAACCAAUUAGCAGACUGACUGUGGCAUUUGCAACCUAGGCAUUUAUUUACACCUUUUAUUUUUGGUUGAUCAUAAAGCUGCUCCGAUUUACAUAUGUUCAUGCUUUAGUUGUCAACAAGAAACAUAAGGUUUAAAUUUUUAUAUAACUGCAUGUGUUUGUGGCAUUUUUUGAAAAUCACCAGCAGAUUUGAGCACCUCUAACAAAAAUACUGUUUGUAUCAAGAACCUCGGCUGACAAAAAUGUUUCUCGUGUAAAUUAAAAGACAACUGUGCUGUUACUUCUGCUAUAUUUACCUACACAGUAAUCAGAAAGAAAAGUUGGAUGUGUCUUACAAAAAAAGAAAGAAAGACUCAAGUGAAACUGUGCCGUUUGUUUUUACCAUUAAUGGAACUUAAGGUUUUACAUUUUCCUUCAUGGUAGAAGAUAAAACUAUUUCAAUCUUUGCUCAGAAAAUAGAUCAUUUCAAAACCUGACAUCUCAAGAUGGAACCAGACUAAAUCAAAACUGGGUGAUGGUAAGAUGAGAAUGAUGCUCUGGUACUUAGUGACCAGUGGGAAGCAACCGUUGAGCCUCUGCGUGUAACAUCAUGUAUCAUCCCUCUCCACUCUGCUAACCAACACUAUAACAUAAAUGUGUACUUGACUCGACAUAGACAUGAUUCUCACCUGAACUUCUAAGCAGAAAAAAAAUCAAUUAAAAAAAUACUGUUUGUGUGAAAACAUUUUGCUACAAAAUGAUAUAAAAUAUUGAUAAAUUCCUAUGAACCAAACUGG
Messenger RNA from Poecilia reticulata (guppy), 8007 nucleotides. RefSeq names its product leucine-rich repeat and fibronectin type-III domain-containing protein 2. The record is from RefSeq and is a predicted model, not a curated record. Gene Ontology annotation, molecular function: protein binding. Gene Ontology annotation, cellular component: postsynaptic density membrane; cell surface. NCBI's taxonomy places the organism in Eukaryota, Metazoa, Chordata, Actinopteri, Cyprinodontiformes, Poeciliidae.